GCAUCCAUUUUCUAGCUUGGAAGCACUCCUCACCACGAGGCGCUUCCAGUAGUGCCCCCCCACCUGAACAAUCUUUGUCUACCCAUGGACGGCACCAAGGAAGCGCAGCAGAAUGCUGGGGAGUGGCAGGUAACCGUGCCAGAAGGCGCGGAGGAACAAGAUGCUGCCGCCGGUGAUCCGGUCUGCAAGAGGUCGGCAUGGGCGUGGCCGAUGAUCUCUUGCGCGGCCAUGUUCAAAUGCAAGGUGUCUGGCUUCCGCAAGAUGGUCUGGAAGAUCGGUGAAGACGAUCCUCGGAAGACCAUGUACGGGAUCAAGGUGGGCAUCGCUCUCGCUCUGGUCUCCCUCUUCUAUUACGCCAGGCCUCUGUACGACGGCAUUGGCGGCCGGAACGUCGUGUGGGCCAUCAUGACAGUCGUGCUCGUCUUCGAGCAGACCGUUGGUGGUAGCAUGUACAAAGGGGUUAACAGAACAGCCGGAACGAUCAGCGGGACCGCGCUUGCGCUCGGCCUGCACUGGGUGGCCAGCAAAUCCGGCAAAACGCUUGAGCCGAUGGUCACCACCGGCUCCAUCUUUCUGCUCGGCGCAGUGGCGUUCUCGCGAUUCAUACCGUUGGUGAAGUCGAUGUUCGACUACGGCGUGACGGUCUUCAUCAUGACGUACAGCUUCGUGGCCGUGUCCGGGUACCGCGUGGAGGACCUGGCGAUGCUGGCGCUGCAACGGGUAUCCACCAUCUCCAUCGGCUUCUUCAUCUGCUUCGCCGUGUGUGUGCUCAUCCGCCCCGUCUGGUCCGGCCAGGAGCUGCACCUCCUGACGUCCCGCAACAUGGAGAAGCUCGCGGACGCCCUCGAGGGCUGCCUCGAGGACUAUUUCUUCGCCGAUGCCGAUGCCGAUGUCACGAAGCGCGCGCAGGUGGGCAGCAGCAAGUCGGACGGGUACAAGUGCGUGCUCAACUCCAAGGCGUCCGAGGACUCGCAGGCCAACCUUGCGCGUUGGGAGCCCGCGCACGGGAGAUUCGGCUUCAGCCACCCCUACGAGGAGUACGCCAAGGUCGGCGCCGCCAUGCGCCAGUGCGCCUACUGCGUCGAGGCGCUCCACGGCUGCAUGGCGCCCGAGCAGCAGCAACAAGCCCCGGAUCUCCUUGUCGGCGUGUACACCAAGAUGGGCGCGCGGUGCGCGCGGGUGCUCAGGGAGGCGUCGAGCUCCCUGGCCACGAUGACCACCUCCCGGACGCUGGCGCUCGCCGUGGCUGACAUGGACAACGCCGUGCGCGAGCUGAAGAGCGACAUGAGAGCGCUCCCGUCCAAGCUGCUGCUGCUGCUGGCAGAGGAACCGACAGAGGCAUCGUCGAUAGAUGCCAUGGCGCUGCUACCGGUGACGUUGAUGCUCAUAGAGAUUGCCACGAGGAUCAAAGGAGUCGCCGACGCCGUCAGCACGCUCGCGAGCAUCGGGGGAUUUAAACCGGCCGAUGAUGACAAGACAAAAAUUGAGAUGGAAGUGCCGCCUUUGAAAGAACUGGAUUAUUCUGACGCGUCAACGGUGAAUCUAACAACCACGAUCAUCGAACGGCCUCUGAGCAGAGCACGGAAUCCUUCGACUGAUCAACAAGUCUAAAACGUACUGUACACAGCAUAGCCAUAGGACAUGUAUGAGUUUUUCCUUCGAAUGCCAGCAAAGCGCUGGGAACUGUAUUAGACAGAAAACAAUGAGUUAGAAGUAUAGGACCAAUCUAUGCGAAGUAUGCAGCAGGAGGAGCCGAAAAGAAAAGAAAAACGCCGAGCGUAAGUUCUUAUGCUUUCUGCCUCCCUGUCUGUCUGAGACGUCCUUGGCUGGCUCAGACAAAUUAAAAAGUCUCUUUACGCACUAAA
This is a messenger RNA of Brachypodium distachyon (stiff brome), 1865 nucleotides long. RefSeq names its product aluminum-activated malate transporter 10. Lineage: Eukaryota; Viridiplantae; Streptophyta; Magnoliopsida; Poales; Poaceae. The transcript is spliced from 3 exons. The record is from RefSeq and is a predicted model, not a curated record. The coding region runs from base 85 to 1611 and encodes 508 amino acids. Gene Ontology annotation, biological process: malate transport. Gene Ontology annotation, cellular component: plant-type vacuole membrane.